Phycomyces blakesleeanus NRRL 1555(-) is the source of this 2103-nucleotide messenger RNA. RefSeq lists its product as hypothetical. Bases 1 to 2103 code for a protein of 700 amino acids. The record is from RefSeq and is a predicted model, not a curated record. Lineage: Eukaryota; Fungi; Mucoromycota; Mucoromycetes; Mucorales; Phycomycetaceae. The transcript is spliced from 6 exons.
AUGUCUUCAAAUUCAAUCUUUGAUAGUUACCAAUACAAUCAAUGCAAAAAGCGCCACACCAAUUUAAAAAAAGUCAAGAGUUGUAGAGCUCAAUGUUUUAAGAACCGUCAUAGAAGACAUAAUGAUAUCCAGACUUCACAGACCACGCUUGUUCCUGGACAAGUCAGUGUUGUUUUGAACACUGUCUCGAAUGACACUAUCGACAGAGAACAUGCUGAUGCAAUCAAAGAUCAGAUCAUGGAUACACUCAACAGCAAAGAUAACGAUGAUCCAAUUAUGAAUAUCUUUAGUAAUGAUGAUAAUGAUAAGUCUAUGUAUGAUGCGGAACUUGGCAACAACAUGGAUAUCAUUGAAAACGAAACAUCUCCUUUGGUUUUUGACUUCAGUCAGCCUGCACCUACCCUUGACAAAGAUGCCACAAAGAACCUUGAGUUUCUCAAUAUCAUUAAGGAUUUUAGUAUCUCCCGCAAUGCCUAUGAAAUGAUAGUCAAGCAUUUCAACAGCAUUUUGGAAACGUCGACAUGUAUUACAUACAGAGCAUGUACUCCUCAUCUUGGCAAAAAGCUUUUGAAGCGAUUCUCUGAUGUUGAAGAGAUAGUCCAUGAUAUCUGUCAGAGGGGAUGUAUGCUCUUUACCAGUCCAUCCCAGACUGAGUGCUCCAACUGUGGACAAAGCCAAACUUUGCCCAGCAUCAAUAUCUAUAUGCUGGAAAGUUUCCAGAAUUUUUCCCAGGCCAGUGCAUCCAGCCGCAAAGGAUUAAACGGACAAUCCCCCUUGGCAACAUUGAAGGUAUUCUCUGGAUCAUUGUUUUUUGCCCUUGAUGAGAUGCAUGGACUUUGCCAUGGAAUAAGCAAGCAGGUCUGGGGUUUGGUUUCUGGUAUCUAUGGAACAGAUCAUUGUUUUGCUCUUUCUUCUGGUGUUUGGAAGGAGAUCGGUACAGCAAUGUACAAAACAAGAAAUAUCAUCUCUACAUCCUUCCAUGGUAAUUGGAGGGAUGUAUACAAGAACCCUGGGUUGUUCAAGGCCAUCAAUUGGGCAGACUUUCUUCUGUUUGUCGUCCCUAUGCUGGUGGCAGAGUGUAUUGGAGAUGCAACUGCCCAGAAUGCUAAACUUGAAAUAUGGAACAUGUAUCUGGAAUCGCUGCUUACAAGUGGAAAAAUCAAAAUCAAUAUUUUCACUAUAAACCAGCAUCUUCUUCAGCACUAUCCUCUCAUGAUUGACGCAUACGGCCCACCUCGUGCAUAUAGCGCCAGAUCCAUGGAACGGGCAAUUGGUGAAUACUCAAGGGCUAUCAAGAGUAAUUCUGCUAUAAAUGUUAACACUGGCAAUAUCAUGCUUGGCUUAGCACAAAUACGACAAGCAGAGGCCAGAGCUACUGUUAUGAUUACAGAAGCAAGAACAGCACGACACUUACAAUAUGAAGAUUCCACUGCUGGUUGGCCAUUGGCAGAUGAGGGUAAGCAUGUUGGUGCUGGGUCUGAUAUUGAGUUCUGGGGGCCUUUGAGGAAUAGAACAAUCCGAGAUAGUUUUGAAGGCAUUUCUUGUCUUUCAAAACUUCUUGAAGACUUCUACAAAUCAAAGGGGGAAGAGUGUAGUAUGAUUGAAGCAGCUAUACAAACUAGCCGCAAGGCAUUUGUCAAUGGUUGUGUGAUUGACUCUGCACUCCACCAAAAUUGUGUAAGGGAGGCACAUAACAUCAGAUUACAGAUUCAGAUUGAUGAAAACCACAAUAUACAUUCUGCAUACUCUCCGGUUUACAAGAAUUUCUUUGGGAAAGUUGUUGUCUUCUUUGAGCACAAGCUCAACAACAAGAGGUGGCUGCUUGCUCUUGUAGAGAUUGCGGCAGUCCAUUUGGUAAAUGGUAUACCAGUUGUUAAUCAUGGGCAAAUGAAGCCAAAGGUAGUUCAUCUGGCAGAUGUCAAAGAAUUGGUUGGUUUGCAAAAAGUUAUGUUUUCUUCUCUUUUACCUCUGACUUUUAAUAGUCAUCAAUUGCAAUCUACAUUUACUAAAAAUGUAAACACACCCACUGAUUUUUUUUCAUUUAUGGUAAUUUCAAGGGUGCCGAAUGAUUUUAUUGGCUUAGAGAGUGAAUCUUUAGCUUAA